This is a messenger RNA of Aspergillus oryzae RIB40, 687 nucleotides long. Its product is annotated as translation elongation factor 1 subunit beta. Gene Ontology annotation, cellular component: eukaryotic translation elongation factor 1 complex; cytosol. NCBI's taxonomy places the organism in Eukaryota, Fungi, Ascomycota, Eurotiomycetes, Eurotiales, Aspergillaceae. Gene Ontology annotation, biological process: translational elongation. The record is from RefSeq and is a predicted model, not a curated record. The coding region runs from base 1 to 687 and encodes 228 amino acids. Gene Ontology annotation, molecular function: translation elongation factor activity; guanyl-nucleotide exchange factor activity. The transcript is spliced from 4 exons.
AUGGGUUUCACCGACUUCGUUUCUGAGGCUGGCCUCACUGUUGCCAACAACUGGUUCGCCACCAGAAGCUACGUUAUUGGCGAUGCUCCUUCCCAGGCCGAUGUCGUGACCUUUAAGGCCUUCUCUGGCGCCCCUGACGCUGAGAAGUACCCUCACGUUGCCCGUUGGUACAAGCACAUCGCUUCCUACGAGGCUGAGUUCGGCUCCCUCCCUGGUGAUGCCUCUAAGGCCUACACCACCUACGGCCCCGAGGCCACUGAGCUCCCCACCAACCCUAAGGACAAGCCCGCCGACGAGGAUGACGACAUGGACCUCUUCGGCAGUGACGACGAGGAGGAGGACCCUGAGGUUGCCAGGAAGCAUGCAGAGAAUCUUGCUGCGUACAAGGCGAAGAAGGAGGCUAAGGGCCCUAAGCCCGCUGCCAAGUCCAUUGUCACUCUCGAUGUCAAGCCUUGGGAUGACGAGACCAACCUUGAGGAGAUGGAGGCCAACGUCCGUGCAAUCGAGAAGGACGGCCUUGUCUGGAGUGCCUCUAAGUGGGUUCCUAUUGGCUUCGGUAUUAAGAAGCUCCAGAUCAACCUUGUCGUUGAGGACGAGAAGGUCUCCCUUGAUGAGCUCCAAGAACAGAUCCAGGAGGACGAGGACCACGUCCAGUCCACUGAUAUCGCUGCUAUGCAGAAGCUGUAA